This is a messenger RNA of Ostrea edulis (European flat oyster), 1584 nucleotides long. Its product is annotated as tRNA (guanine(37)-N1)-methyltransferase-like. Gene Ontology annotation, cellular component: cytoplasm; mitochondrial matrix. Bases 56 to 1567 code for a protein of 503 amino acids. The transcript has 4 exons. NCBI's taxonomy places the organism in Eukaryota, Metazoa, Mollusca, Bivalvia, Ostreida, Ostreidae. Gene Ontology annotation, biological process: mitochondrial tRNA methylation; tRNA N1-guanine methylation. The record is from RefSeq and is a predicted model, not a curated record.
CCUAUUCGUAAUGAUAUUCCACUUCCGUUGAAAUUAAUAAUGCAAUACACGUGAAAUGCGAAAUGCAGACUUUCUUAGCUUUUGGAGGAAAUUUCUUUUGAAUAUUACAGUGUCAGGACAAGCAACAAUUAGCAGACAGUAUAUCGUAGAGAACAAAUAUAAUUUACACGCAUGUAGACCGUCUUUAUUGCAGAAAUUGGCGUGUAAAUGUGUUCAGUAUUUUAAGUUUGACGAGUUAAGUAUGACAGAAAGUGACUCAAUUUUGGAUCCCCCGGAGACUGUUCGUGGUAUGAGGAUUUUAGACAGGAGUCUAUUUAAGAAGACUGUGUCUAUUCCAGGACUUGCAGUUCCACAUAAGAGUGUUACAAAGCUUACAAAGUCAUUGAAAAACGAAAUUCUACGUUUCAGGUCUAUUCAACCCGUAGUGGACCUAAAUGUGCAAGACAAAUUGUCUAAAAGUCAUAAGUUGGUACUGUUUAAUCCAUUUAAGAUAAAGACAGUGGAUGAUUUCAAUGAGAAACAGAAAUGCAUAUUGGAAAACCUAGAGGCUGAAAUUGAAAGUUUCUGUCUGUACAACUUUGAUAUGAAAUAUGAAAAUUGGAGCCAUGCAGAAGUUAUCAAAGCUGUGUUACCAAAGGAAUUUGAAACAGUUGCAGGCUUUGCAAUAGUCGGUCAUAUUGCUCACCUAAACCUUAGGGAUGGGACAGAGGAUUACAAACAGUUAAUUGGUCAAGUGAUUCUAGACAAACACAAGUUAAUCAAGACAGUUGUCAACAAGAUGAAGUCAAUAGAGACCGAGUUCAGAAACUUUCAGAUGGAACUGCUUGCAGGAGAGAACAAUUACACUACCACUGUGAAGGAACAUGGAUGUACAUUCACCUUCGAUUUUUCAAAAGUCUAUUGGAAUACCAAAUUAAGCACAGAACAUAAUCGAGUGGUUUCACAGAUGCAGGUGGAUGAUGUAGCGUUUGAUGUGUUUGCUGGGGUUGGACCUUUUGCAGUACCCUGCGGAAAGAUGGGAAUCACUGUGUUUGCAAAUGACUUGAACCCAGAUUCGUAUGAGAGUUUGAAAUUGAAUGUGGUUAGAAAUAAAGCAAAUAAGCUGGAUAAUGUGCAGUGUUACAACAUGGAUGGCAGAGACUUCAUAAAACAGAUUUUCUUCAAAGAAAUGGAGAGGAGGUGGAGUGAUCCACUGAACAAAGGGAAUGUUCAUGUCUUGAUGAAUUUACCUGCCUUAGCUGUAGAAUUCCUGGACAGUUUUGUUGGACUUUUUAUUCAGACUACCUCCAGACCAUCAGAUCUCAGCUGUAUGCCUUUCAUUCACUGUUAUUAUUUCAGUAAAAGUGAUGACGUUGAAAAGGAUACCAAAGAAGCAGUGGAAAGGGUUUUAGGUUGCACUUUGGGGGAUGAGCUUGAGAUCAGGCAAGUCCGUAAUGUAGCUCCUGGAAAAGAAAUGAUGUGCAUAAAAUUCAGAAUCCCAGAAUCUGUGUUAUUCGGAAAUAUCAAGGAUACAGAUGGAGAUGGCCCAGCAGCAAAGAAAAUAUGUUAUCACCACAACUAUGAAUAAACAUUUUAUUUUUAUGA